AUGUCGACGGCGACCCAGAAUCGGAAAACAUCAGGAACCACGUCGUCUCUGGCAAAACGACAGGCGUCGGAGAAUUUCAUUGGGAAAUCGACGGCGUUACCCCCUCACAUGGCAAAGAAACGCCCUGCUCUUGCUAACGUUACGAAUCAGAGACCUGCAUCUCAUAACGUCCCUCGAAAUCCCUCAAAUUUGAUUGGUGAACCAAAGAAGGGAUCUUCAGUUCUCAAUAACAAUAUAAAGCCCACUUCUUUGAUUAAGAGUUCAUCGGUAGCAAGAAAAGAUGCAAAUGUUUCUAGGAUCAUUGUUCCUCCUGUUGAAUGUAAAAUGGAUGUGUCUCCAUCAAAAUCAGACGGUUUGUCGGUCUCCAUGGAUGAAACGAUGUCCACAUGUGAUUCUUUAAAUAGCCCAGAUGUUGAAUACAUAGAUAACAACGAUAUAGCAGCAAUCGAUUCUAUCGAGAGAAGAACUUGUAGCAAACUGAACAUUUCAGAUCAUGUGGAAGCAACAACAGGAAAUAUAUGCAAAAGAGAGAUACUUAUGGAAAUGGGGUCAAAAGACAAGAUUGUUGAUCUUGAUGUUGAUUUCAUGGAUCCACAGAUGUGUGCAACUAUGGCUUGUGACAUUUAUCAGCACCUUAGAGCAUCAGAGGCUAAGAAAAGACCUUCAAUUGAUUUCAUGGAGAAGGUCCAGAAAGACAUUAAUGCCGAAAUGCGUGCAAUCCUUAUAGACUGGCUUGUGGAGGUUGCUGAAGAGUAUAGGCUCGUACCCGAUACAUUGUAUCUGACUAUUAACUACAUCGACCGUUAUCUUUCGGGUAAUUUGAUGGACCGCCAACGCCUACAAUUGCUCGGUGUUGCAUGCAUGAUGAUUGCUGCCAAGUAUGAGGAGAUCUGUGCACCACAGGUGGAAGAAUUCUGCUAUAUAACCGAUAAUACAUACGUGAAAGACGAGGUAUUACAGAUGGAAUCAGCAGUUCUAAAUUUCUUAAAGUUUGAAAUGACAGCCCCGACAGCUAGAUGUUUCUUGAGACGAUUUGUUCGUGCUGCACAAGGAGUAAAUGAGGGUCCUUCAAUGCAAUUAGAGUGUUUGGCCAGCUACAUAUCGGAGUUAUCUCUUCUCGAGUACAGUAUGAUGUGUUACGCCCCUUCUCUUGUUGCGGCAUCGGCUAUUUUUCUAGCACGAUUCGUGCUUUUUCCAUCAAAGAAACCUUGGAAUUCAACAUUGAGUCAUUAUACGCGGUAUCAACCAUCGGAUUUACAUGAAUGUGUCAAGGCUCUGCAUACCCUUGUUUGCGAAUGCCCAAAUUCUCGUUUGCCAGCAAUACGGGAAAAGUACAGUCAACAUAAGUAUAAAUUUGUAGCGAAGAAAUAUUGUCAACCAUCGAUACCAAUGGAGUAUUUUCAGGACGUUUAGGUGAUAGUUGCGGUGGAAUGGUUAAUGAUCAGUGUUUUGGUGAUGAUCGAUCGAUCGAUCAUCUUUGAAUCUUGAAAUCGAAUUAUUGUUCUACUACUGUGUCUAAUGCCAGCAAUGAAUAGAUUCAUGUUUUCUUGAUCCAUGAUCGGUGCCGGUUUAUAUGACGCGGAACGAAAGUGAUAAUAGAACACAAAUUUGAGAAGAAGAAAAGCUUCGGUAUUUAUUUGAUGAAUCGUCAAAAAGGGUCUUUUUAUAGGUGA
Molecule: messenger RNA, 1673 nt
Organism: Cynara cardunculus var. scolymus (artichoke)
Lineage: Eukaryota; Viridiplantae; Streptophyta; Magnoliopsida; Asterales; Asteraceae
Product: cyclin-A1-4-like
Exons: 11
Coding region: 1-1413 (470 amino acids)
Biological process (GO): mitotic cell cycle phase transition; regulation of cyclin-dependent protein serine/threonine kinase activity
Cellular component (GO): nucleus; cytoplasm; cyclin-dependent protein kinase holoenzyme complex
Molecular function (GO): cyclin-dependent protein serine/threonine kinase regulator activity
Source: RefSeq, a predicted model, not a curated record